Molecule: messenger RNA, 2493 nt
Organism: Frankliniella occidentalis (western flower thrips)
Lineage: Eukaryota; Metazoa; Arthropoda; Insecta; Thysanoptera; Thripidae
Product: tRNA (cytosine(72)-C(5))-methyltransferase NSUN6
Exons: 5
Coding region: 52-978 (308 amino acids)
Biological process (GO): RNA methylation
Molecular function (GO): methyltransferase activity; RNA binding
Source: RefSeq, a predicted model, not a curated record
AGGUGACAUUGUAAGCAUGUAGGCUAAUAUUGGAAGUACUUGUAAACGUGGAUGGACCCUCAAGUUGGGAAGAAUGAGCAUUACUUUGAAGGAAAUAGAAUUCUGCUCAUUACUAGAAAACAAAUUUUUUGUGGAGAUGGACUUAAUAGAGGUGUUGCAGUUCUUGUGACUGAUACUACGUCGGGAUGCCCGUCUUUGCCUUUAAAUUUUAUUGAGCCUGGAACAGCAGUUAUGCAGAAUCUGCCAUCCAUAGUAUGUGGAAGAGUCCUGGAUCCUAAACCAGGAGAAGUAAUUUUAGACAUGUGUGCUGCUCCAGGAAAUAAAACUACUCAUUUAGCAGCUUUAAUGAAUAAUAUGGGAAUCAUCAUAGCUUUGGAUAGAUCUGCAUCACGAAUAUUAAAGCUACAAGAACUUUGCAAAGAGCUAUCAGUCACUAAUGUGUUGUCUUUUGUAUGCAAUUCAGUCAAAUCUGUUAAUAUGCAGAUGAAAAUCCCACUUGAUGGCCAGUGUGAUCCCCAAUAUUUUGAAACUGGUCCUCCUUUCUCACCAUGUUGUUUUGAUAGAAUUUUGCUUGAUGCUCCUUGCAGUGGGCUUGGUCAAAGACCCAAACUAGAUCAUAUAAAUAUGAAACAUAUUGCCUCUUUACCUCCCUUGCAAAAGAAGCUUUUUGAAACGGCUGUGAAGUUGUUGAAAGCAGGAGGAAUUUUGGUCUAUAGCACUUGCACUGUAGUUGUUGAGGAAAAUGAAGGGAUUGUACGCUGGGCUCUUGACCGAUUUCCUUGUCUUGAACUUGUUCCUGCUGAACCUCGACUAAGCUAUUUUGCUGAUUCUGAGGAUUUAUUUAACAACACCCUCUCAGCCUCUGAGUGGAAAUGUGUUCUGAAGUUUGUGCCAAGUGUAAGUGAAUCAUUUGAAGAAAAUGCUUGUGAAAGAGACACUAUUGGAUUUUUCAUAGCUCGGUUCAAAAAGUUAAUGUGAACAUUGUUUCACAUUUUCUUUUGAAAUUGAUAAGUUUAAUUGGGGUAUUUUUGUCUCUUGGGAAAGAAAGAAUAUGUGUGAAUUCUUUCGUCAAACCGACUGUAUUUAUUUUGUGUCUACCUCUUUAUUUGCUGCUGUUAGUUACAUUUAUUAAAAUAUGCUUUUUCUAACAGAACUCAAUUUAUAUUCAGUAAUUGUAUGUAGGUGUUUAAGUUUAAUUCCACCAUAAAGUAAUUGUGCUCUAGUUUUUGUUCAAUUUUAAAAAUGUAUUUGAUGAUAUUAGGAAUUUCUCGUGAUCUUAGUUAUUCAUCAUAUUUCUAUUUUAAUCCGCUUGUGGGGAAUCUUGAGUACAAUAUUAAGUCACUUUCUUUCACAGGAACUGCUUAUGUAAUCUCAUGUACCUCUGGAUUAUACAUCAAUAUAAUAUGAAAUUGCUCUAUUAUCUGUUUCACUUAGUACAACUUAUACAAUCUAGAGAACAGUUGUGAAGUCUGAGAAUUGUACCAGGAUUACUUUUGACAUUGUUUUGCAACUAGUCAUUAUAUUUUAAUUUUCAAGACUAGCUCCUCCCCCAUCCCCCCUCUCCCCUGUAUUCAUAAUUUUUAACGCAGUUUACUUCUUCAGUAUGUAUGUUGUUAGGAUGUUGGGAUAUUCUUGUAACUUUUUCACUAACCUCUGCCUCUAAAUUUAAUCAAGAAGUAGGAAGCCUUUCUUGUCACCUGCAGUAUAUUUCUCUGACCCUGUGACUACACGAUAUUUGGGGCAUUUAAGUCUGAGCAGCACAAGCAAUCUGUGUACUAUUCAUAGGAGCAUGUUUAAUCUGGAAGUGUAGUCCGUAUCUUGUACUGAUUUAAUCAUCUCCUUAAAUCAAUCUACUCUGAAUGAAUGGGGUAUGCUGUCAUAUAUUUUGUGGUGUAGCAACUCAACACUACAGUUUCUACCACUUGUGAAAAUGUAAUGGAGUAAUUAUAUCUGCUUUAAACAUGACAGAGGGUUUUGCUAAUAUUUUGUGAUACAUAUCGAAUCGAGUUGUGUCUUCACUUAGGUUCUCAUGUCAAAUUGUCCAAUGAUAAUAGAGGUGUUCUGUACGAUUGGGCUCAAUCUAUAUUUUUACUUGCUUGGGAAAUGCCAAAACUAGGUUGAAAUACUUUUGCUUUUUAUUCAGUUAUUGUAAUCACAAUUACUCAGAGAACAGCUUGGAUACGGGCUGAGAUAGAGUUCAAAUUUUAUGGUGUUGUCUAAUGGACAAUUUUUACGUUCAGCUACAAAAUUGUGUGAUGACUGACAGCAAAAUUCUUAACGCUGUACUUUCAUUGGCAGUGGCUGUGAUUGUAGUAUGUUCUCCACUCUAUUUAGAUUUUGUUUGCUACAAGCUUAUUUUCUUGGAAAAAUGCUGAUUUAUUUUAUUAAAAUCACUGUUUAUUAUUUAUUAGACUGCAUUGAGAAUUACGAAAAUUCAUUGUAUGGUAUGUUUUGCUGCUCUUUAUGUUUCAAUAACAGUGAAGAAGCCUUAAA